UCUCUCGCUGGUCGACCCAUCAUAUAAUACACCUGGCCCAAUUGACUUACUACUUGGAGCUGAUCUUUUACCUUCAGUGUUCCUUGAUGGCACUCGAAAGGGCCAAGUUGGUGAACCUCUCGCAAUGAACUCUGUUUUUGGAUGGGUGCUUAUGGGCCCAACGGACCUUAAUGACCGCUCUUCUGUUGCCACACUUAGCGUGAAUAUUUCCGAACCUAUUGACUCGUUAAUUAAAAAAUUCUGUUCAGGCAGAUUUGUUGUCACACUUCCGUUUCUGAAACCACGUCCACUGCUUGGUGACUCAAAAACACUAGCUUUGCAACGGUUCAAGGCCCUAGAAUGUCGUCUCAACCGCAACAAAGACCUGCAAGAUCAAUACGCUGAGUUCAUGCGUGACUAUCUGACGGCUGGUCAUAUGGAGUUGAUUCCAUCGUCUGAACAAAGCCACCCGUUUCAUUAUUAUAUUCCACACCAUUGCGUGCUUAAGCCCGAUAGCCUGACUACAAAGCUUAGGGUUGUAUUCAACGCAUCUGCAAAAACGUCAGCCGGUAUUUCUUUAAACGACAGUAUGUACACAGGUCCCAAACUGCAACCUGACAUACAAGUUGUCCUCCUUCGUGCUCGACUUUGGAAAUACUUAUUUAUGGCUGAUAUAAGGCAAAUGUAUCGCCAGAUUCUCAUCCAACCAGCCGACAGAGAUUAUUUGCGGAUUCUGUGGAGAUUCUCGUCCACAUCUCCGAUUGACGAGUACCGGUUAUGUACUGUGACGUACGGCACCUCUGCAGCUCCCUUCCAAGCACUUCGCACUGUUCGCGAAUUAGCGACUGUAGAUGGUGCAAAAUGGCCGAUAGCUGCGUCUGUAUUGUUGAAUGACACGUUUGUUGAUGACAUCCUGACCGGAGCCAACUCAACAGAAACCGCUCUUAAAUGCCAAACCCAAUUAAUAAACUUGUGUGCUAUGGCGCAAUUUCAAUUGCGAAAGUGGGCCAGCAACAAUAGUCAACUUCUUCAAACUGUCCCAGAAGAAUUCCGUGCCAUUUCACCAUCUGUCCUGUUUGACAGCAGUGAACAUUCCGACUUGAAGAUACUCGGGCUGAAGUGGGACCCGGUAGCUGAUAAUUUUUCUUUCAAAGCUAAACCGACAGCAGUCAUUCCAACGAAGCGUACAGUCCUUUCAGACAUUGCUAGGAUUUUUGAUCCGUUAGGCUUGCUGUUGCCAAUAACAUUCUGGACCAAACAUAUCAUGCAGCAACUUUGGAUUGCUGGAAUCAAAUGGGAUGAAGAAAUACCAAAGGAUAUCGCUGUAAUGUGGACACGAUAUCAGUCAGAACUGAUGUUAAUUGAAACCGUCUCUAUUCCUCGUCGAAUAACAUUUGAUGACGCCACGUCGAUACAACUCCAUGCAUUUUCGGAUAGUUCGGAAAAAGGAUACGCUGCAGCCGUGUACCUUCGAACCAUAACUUCUACAUCAGUUCAUUGUCACUUUGUGACCGGCUUGUCGAAAGUGGCGCCUCUAAAAAGAUCUACGAUUCCGCGACUUGAACUAUGUGGUGCUGUCUUAGCCGCCAGACUUCUACGGUUCGUCAUCGAUACCUAUUCAACUCGUAUCAAAGUCGAUAAACUCCAUGCCUGGACAGACUCAACCACCGCUUUAGCGUGGAUACAGUCGUCCCCUCAUCGUUGGGCUACGUUCGUUGCUAACCGCACUAGCCAAAUUCACGAGCUUACGUCACCCGACAUUUGGAACCACGUCCCCACACAUCAAAAUCCAGUCGAUUGUGCGUCUCGCGGCCUCUUUCCAUCAGAACUUGCUACUCAUCCGCUGUGGUGGACAGGACCUGCAUAUUUACUAGAAUCUUCUGACAAGUGGCCGUCUGCUGUAGCCCGUGCACAUACAACUGAUGCUCACAUUUCCACAGAAGCACGAAAAUGUACCGUCCUCCUAACUACGACAAACUGCUCAAUUAGUAAUGUUCUACAACGUUUCUCAUCUUUAGACAAAGUCCUUCAUAUUAUAGCCUAUUGUCUUCGGUUCUCCAAAUCCAGUCCAGUUACUUCGUACACACACCUUAUUGAUGCUAGGGAACGAUCCCAUGCCUUAUCGGCCCUAGUUUUUUACGUUCAACAAACGUCAUACCCCGAUGACAUUUCGUCCAUAAAAAAAGGGUUGCGUUGUUCUCCCUCCAUUCGGAAACUUGAUCCGUUCAUUGACGACCAUGGACUUAUCAGAGUGGGCGGACGUCUUACUAACGCUGACCUGCCAUACGCUCACAAACAUCCACUGCUGUUACCGUGUCAUCAUCGCUUAGCUGUGUUACUCAUUGACCAUCAUCACCAUAGGCUAAAACAUCCAGGAUCUAUAGCCCUUCAAGCUCAUUUGCAGCGUGAAUUCUGGAUACCUUCGGCACGAAAACUUAUUCGAUCUCGCAUACGACUCUGUAUCGCAUGUUUCCGUACCCGGCCACGGUCAGUUCAGCCUAAAAUGGCCAGUCUGCCAAGUUAUCGAGUUCAACAAGUUAAACCGUUUGCCAUCACUGGUGUGGACUACGCUGGCCCUAUCACGCUGAAGGAAACUCGUGGUCGUAAAUCCGUACCUAAACUAGCGUAUUUUUGUUUGUUCAUAUGCACCACUACAAAAGCAAUUCACUUAGAGCUGAGUUCUGACUUGUCCACCGAAUGUUUUUUGAUGGCGUUUACUCGCUUUUCAGCCAGACGUGGGCCCAUUAAAUAA
Messenger RNA from Myzus persicae (green peach aphid), 2731 nucleotides. RefSeq lists its product as uncharacterized. The transcript has 2 exons. The record is from RefSeq and is a predicted model, not a curated record. Gene Ontology annotation, molecular function: nucleic acid binding. Lineage: Eukaryota; Metazoa; Arthropoda; Insecta; Hemiptera; Aphididae. The annotation marks the transcript as partial.